AACGAUUUGUCGUUGAAGUUUCUGUCAAACUCUGUUUAAUAGGUCUAACGAUUACAGUCCUUUCAGAAUUAAAAAAAAAAAAAAAUUAUUACAAUAAUAAUAACGUUUGGCAUGUGUUUAAAUGUAAAAUCUGACAAUUUUAAAUAUCAAGAAAAUUGUUCAACUGUCGCUGCCCGGAAUGUCUUCGUACGAUUUGAGGUUGAAGGAUCUUGACCAAGUACUAGAAUGUGAUGAGAUUGAUUUGUCCAAAUUAAGAGAGUUCUGUUUCAAUGGUAUUCCUGAUGAAAAAGGUUACAGAGCAUUGUGUUGGAGAUUGUUGCUCAAUUACUUACCGCCUAAUAAAAACAAAUGGCAAGAGCAAUUAUGUCACCAUAGGAAAUUGUACCAACAGUGGUUAGAUGAAAUAUUAGUUGCUCCUGGUUCAAUUGAUGAUGAACAAUCCGAUCAUCCCUUGAGUGAAGAUCCCACCAGUAAGUGGAAUACAUUUUUUAAAGAUAAUCAAACUCUUACACAAAUUGAUAAGGAUGUCAGGCGAUUACACCCUGAAUUGUCCUUCUUCCAACAACCGACUGAUUAUCCAUUAGCUAGUGUUGUUUACAGUUGUGGUACUAAGCGAUUGAAUAGAAGAGUAGGCAUGCAUUUUCUUAACAGUGCAAAUGUUGAACGUAAAGGCCUUGGUAUUGUUAAAAUAUCCCAAAAACCUGAGCCCAUUAACACAUCUGAAUUUAAACCACUUGAUGAAGGUUCAGAAGCACAUUGGGAAGUGGUAGAAAGAAUAUUAUUUGUGUAUUAUAAAUUAAAUCCUGGACAGGGUUAUGUACAAGGCAUGAAUGAAAUAAUUGGUCCAAUUUAUUAUUGCUUUGCCACCGAUCCAAUUGUCAAUAUGAAAGAGCAUGCUGAGGCAGACUGUUUUUUUGUCUUCACUAAUCUAAUGUCAGAAAUUCGAGAUUUUUUUAUAAAAACUUUGGAUGAGACUGAUACAGGAAUUGUAAAAAUGAUGCAAAAAGUAACAGAUAAAUUGAAAGAAAAUGACCCAAUUGUCCAAAAUUAUUUAAAUAAAAAUGAAAUAUAUCCUCAAUAUUAUAGUUUUAGAUGGUUGACACUAUUAUUGUCUCAAGAAUUUUCACUGCCAGAAGUCAUUAGGAUAUGGGAUUCUCUAUUUUCUGAUUCACAAAGAUUCUCAUUCCUUAUUAAUAUUUGCUGUGCAAUGAUAGUUUUAAUCAGAGAUCAAAUACUUGCUGGAGAUUUUUCGACAAUUGUAAAACUUUUGCAGAACUAUCCAAAUGUUGAAACAUGUGUUAUUUUGAAUAAAGCUGCAGAAUUAAAUUAUAAAAAUUGAUGCGAAGUAAAAGAAAAUACACGAUAUAGCUCCAUGGAUCCAGUUCUUGACCUAAAGCUCUCUCUGGGAAAUGAUCAACAAGUAUAAAAUAUUGUUUGUGAUUUUUCCUCAUCGUUCAAAAUACUUCUGUGAUUUAUUUAUUAAUAUAGUCUAUUUAGUGUGAAAUUAUAUUUAUUAAUCUAUACUAAAAUUUACUACUUGUUAUUCUUCUUA
This is a messenger RNA of Sipha flava (yellow sugarcane aphid), 1552 nucleotides long. RefSeq names its product TBC1 domain family member 13. The transcript is spliced from 10 exons. The coding region runs from base 179 to 1339 and encodes 386 amino acids. NCBI's taxonomy places the organism in Eukaryota, Metazoa, Arthropoda, Insecta, Hemiptera, Aphididae. The record is from RefSeq and is a predicted model, not a curated record. Gene Ontology annotation, molecular function: GTPase activator activity. Gene Ontology annotation, biological process: intracellular protein transport; activation of GTPase activity.